This is a messenger RNA of Plutella xylostella (diamondback moth), 4405 nucleotides long. Lineage: Eukaryota; Metazoa; Arthropoda; Insecta; Lepidoptera; Plutellidae. The record is from RefSeq and is a predicted model, not a curated record.
UGUACUUUCUUCUCAUCUCUAAAUUUCGCUUUCAGAAUCUGGUAUUCGUGACUCGUGAGUGUGACCUCUGAUUUAGAUAAGCAAUCAAUCUUCUGUAGAUGAUUAAAAAUAAAUUUUGCCACUCUAGCAGAUCACUGAUAUGAUAAGGAAUCAGAGGCACUCAACCUUUUAAGUGUAGAUGGUGAUAAUUUUAUUGCGACUCGUCAGCGCUUGUGCAUAGAAUUCCGUUCACCUAUUCAUUAAGAAACACCAAAUUAGUGUACGUUUGUGUAGGUGUGCAGGUGUGUCGGUGGGUAGCAGGAGGGGGGGAUUGUGACGUAGCAGAUAACGAUGUCGCGAUAACGGCCCAGCGCACUAGCCAACUACUGGCAGUGAAUGUCCCCGAGCUGGCUCCACCGCUCGCUCCACUACUCGCGCCAGUACUCGCCAGACAGCCCCACGCUCGGAGCUCGUACAAGUGCAGAUUAUUUCGGUGUCUGUCGUUACAUUCGUCGCGUGUCUAGAGCCGCAUGUACCGCUCCGCAUAAUGAGACGGUGACCCGGCCGGGCCGCGGCUAGCGGGACUAAACUGUUGCAAAUGCCAGUGAUUAGUUUCAUAAAUUAUACUUAAAUUUAAGCAGUAUUUUUCGUCGCUAAAGAUCGUGUAACCAAGUGAAAUGUUACUGUGAUACCUGAGUAGAGAGUGAAAGUGAUUAGAAACAAGUGAAAUGAUGACGAAUAAGAAUAAGAUAGUGAAGAAAAAGAUGAAGGAGUCCGCUCCAAGGUGUGUGGAUGUGGCGGACAAGUUGGUGCAGCUGUUCGGCUGGAGACAGACCUACCCCGUGCAGAAGCUGCAGAGGAACCUGCUGCCCAGGCCCACCUACGUCAUGCCGAAGGGUCCAGAGACAUGGGUGGGCGUGCGCGCGCUCCGCGACGGCUCCGGCGGCAUCUUGGACCCGGACGACCGGGUGCGCGACGUGGCCGACGACCGGGAGACCCUGACGGCGGAGUGCAGCCCGCAGGCCGCGCCGCCCCGCGCCGCGCAGGCCGACGGCGCCAGCGGCUCUUCUGCUGGCACCGCCUCGCCUGAUAUGUUUCGGGGCGGCGGCGGCGUCGGCGGCAGCAUGAGGGUGCCCAACACGGAGUCGUGCGUGGAGGUGGGCGCGGCGGAGCUGGGGGACGGGCCGGCGGGCCUGCAGGUGCGCCGCGGCAGCGAGCCCACGCUGCACCAGGACAGCGCCCCGCCGCAGAGACAGGUCACAGACCAAACGAAGCGCUGGUCAGCGGCGGUGGUGUGUCGCGAUGACGUCAGAGUGCCGCAGAAGCACCCUCCCCCCGACCCGCCGCCCGACCGCGAGCGCCUGCAGCCCCCCAACCACUUCCAGAGACAGACGAAUAGGCUGUCCAUGCAGUUCUCUGGCCCUGGGAGUGGAGUGUGGUUGGACGCAGCGGAGCGGGUACAUAGCUACGGAACCAAGAGUCUCCCGCGGGACGCCAGGAAGGAACCCCUGGGACAAGACACACCCUUGACUAACCAUCAGAACCACAGGGUUGAAGACAUGCUGCGGUGGGUGUCCGGAGUGAACAACGUGGCGAGCGUGCCUCCUGUACAAGAAAGACCACUAGAUCUCUUACCUGAAGUGGGCAACAGCGAGCGCGCAAUCACCGGUCUAGAAGUGCCCGUGUCCUCCUCCCCCCCGCCCCCGGGCCGCGUGCUGGCCGUGCCCGUGGCGCUGGUGAAGGGGGAGAAGGGGCUCGGCUUCACCAUCACCACCCGCGACAACCCCACCACGGGACACUGUCCUAUUUAUAUUAAGAAUAUACUGCCUAAGGGCGCAGCAGUAAUGGACGGGCGCCUCCGCGCCGGCGACCGGCUGGUCUCAGUGAACGGAGUCUCAUGCGCGGGGCUGACGCAGCAACAAGUGGUCACCAUCCUGCGGUCUGUGCCCAUUAACUGUACCGUGGACCUGGUGCUGCAGAGGCCUGACACUAGACAGUCCAAAUCGGAGCCCCAAAGCCCGACAAAGUACACAGAAAAGGCCAUCGGCUCCCCCAACACGUUAUCCAAAGGGCUCGAAGUGCCAAAAGCGAAUGAGAACGGAAGAGUCUCCAGUAUCGUGAAUGCCCUGAACCAGAAUACUGUGAACAAUUCCACGAGGGGAGGCCGUAUUAGCAAGAGCUCUUCAAAGGAUGAUCUCAUCAACAAGGAUUCUACUCCGGAGAGUGUGCAGGAUGCGCUCAAUUCUUCUAGUAAUUCUAUCCUAGGCCUCCGCAACCGGCGCAUCAUGACUCUCGAGGUACCAGUCCACGACUCGGAGAAGGCGGGUCUCGGCAUCAGCGUGAAGGGCAAGGUGACGGUGGGCGCGCACCCGCAGGACCUCGGCAUCUUCAUCAAGUCCGUGCUGCACGGUGGCGCCGCUUCGCGAGACGGCAGAUUGCACACCAACGACCAGCUACUAACCGUGAACGGGGUGAACCUCGUGGGACAGUCCAACGCAGAAGCCAUGGAGACUCUCCGACGGGCGUUGUUACACUCGCGGCCGCAUGUACACGGGAACAUCUCGCUCACUAUCGCUAGGAGGACUGAGAGCAUGGACAGCCUAGCACGGUGGAAAGACGACACGCCUCCCAACGGCACCGACCUAUCCAGCUCCAAUGACAACAGCAAUAACUUCGCCAACACCGUCAUAUACAACAACAACUCUUGCGACAAAGAAAACAAACUAGACAACAACUUCAACCAACCAGAAACGAACGGACACAAAGGAAGCUUCGACAACUUAGACGGACGACCACAUAAACGCCAAGCAACCGUCGUGACUAUAACCAAUAACAAUAAUAAUAACAACAGCUGGGUAUCCGGCCAAUCAGAUGACAGCAAAGGGUACCUAGAAAGAGAUAAAGAUACGUCGAACCAUGAUAGUAAAAGAGAUAGCUUUGAAUGGAGCCGGCUUGAUGGCUGGAACCCUGUGAUAGACAGACUGACGGGCUUGCGGAAUGAGAGCUAUUAUAUGGCCACGCAAGAUGUUCCUGUGGUGAAUGGACACGGGAUGAGAGAUUUUAGGCAUAAUUUAGGGCAUGUGCAUAUGUCGCGGUCGCCGCCCGCGCACCAUAAUGUUAUUAUUGAAGAGGAUUACGGGACGACGAGGGGCAGUGGCUCGGGCAGUGCAGCUCCAGAGUCGGAGAGCGAGUGUGGAGACACCGGCUUCAGCAGAGACGCCAUCGGAAGGCGGUCUAUGUCGGAGAAGCGGCACGCGGCCAUGGAUGCCAAGGCCACUGGGACGUAUAGGAAGAUCAAGGAGAUGAAGGCUGGCUCGGUACAAGUGGGUCCGUCGCUGGGCAUGCGCAAGUCCUCCAGUCUAGAGUCGCUACAAACCGCCAUCCAGGAGACGCAGAGGAACCCCAGAAAUGAACCUAUUUAUGCAAGAGCGCAUCCACCGUUAAAACACUGGCUGACGGACGACCAGCACGGGCCGGACAUGGUACGUGGGUCGCCGCAGCAGUCCUCGCUGUCGCACAAGAAACCCUCGCUGCUGAAGUCCUUCUCUAAUAUGUUCAGAAUCGGCAAACCACACAAGAAAGAAAACGAUGUGCUAUACGGCAGAACGCAGCCCGGAAGAUCGUCAGAGAAGUCCCUGUCUCGGGAAGCGUUAGAGCGGCAGUCUAGGAAUGAAGAUAAAUCUGCACAAUCUAGGCCUCCAAUAUCCCACUCUCGAGAGAACAGCGGUGAACAAGAGAAGUCGCGAGCCGCGCCGCCCUACCGAGGCCCGCCGCGCGCCGCGCCUACACAGUCGAUGGACAGCGCUUGGGGUCCGUCCGGACAUUAUGUUAAUUACGAAGAAAUACAGCAGAAUCUAAAUGAAUCGUUCCGCAGCGCGCGGCGGGAGAAGCUCAGCGAGGUGCAGAUCGGCCAGAUGAGGCGGCAGGUGCACGCGCAGAGAGCCAAGGCUGAGGAGGAGAGUCGUCGCGGGGGAGCAGCUGGUUACCAUUCUCAGCGUUCAUGUAGAGACCCGCCCGCGCGGCCGCAGUCCAACUACUACGAGUAUGAGAGCGCCCCGCCGCGCCGGCCAGGCAAGCUGUCUCACUACCACUGAAUAUUACAACACUUCUGGUCUGAGAUAGGCCAUUUUGGAAAAUAACCGCCAUCCGUGUCCACUGUUUUGAGUUCUAUGGAAAUUAGAAAUAAGGAUUCCUUUGAAGACAGUGACUAAGUUUGUCCGGUCUUACAUGGAAAACUUGGAGACUAGUGUGUCACAUAAAGCUGUCACUUUCUUUCUGUAUCAGUUAAAGGAUGACAGCAAUAGUUUUAGUGUCGACAUUAGUUUAAAGUCCCAUUAAAAGCUUUCAGUACCUCGGCGCUAUAGUGUCACAUUUUACAAUUAAUAAAGCUCAGCAGAUUUGGCAUUUUAUUCACAGGUUUUAUUUU